AUGCUAAAAUCACUGAUAGUAAGGAACAAUUUAUUCACCAUAACGAAAAGACUUUACCAUCCCAAUGUCAUUGAACAUUACACAAACCCAAGGAACGUUGGUUCGCUAGACAAGAACCAAUCUAAUGUCGGCACAGGACUGGUGGGCGCGCCUGCCUGUGGGGACGUCAUGAAGUUGCAGAUCGAAGUGGACGACAAGACAGGCAUAAUUGAAAAUGUGAAGUUCAAGACAUUUGGUUGCGGCUCUGCUAUAGCCUCGUCCUCUUACGUGACAGAACUGGUGAGAGGCAUAACUGUCGACGAGGCAGCAAAGAUCAAGAACACAGAGAUAGCAAAAAAAUUGAGUCUGCCUCCAGUGAAACUUCAUUGUUCCAUGCUGGCGGAAGACGCGAUCAAGGCAGCCAUUAGAGAUUACAAGUCAAAAAGAAACUCUACAAACUUAGCAUGA
Molecule: messenger RNA, 447 nt
Organism: Tetrapisispora phaffii CBS 4417
Lineage: Eukaryota; Fungi; Ascomycota; Saccharomycetes; Saccharomycetales; Saccharomycetaceae
Product: iron-sulfur cluster assembly scaffold protein
Exons: 1
Coding region: 1-447 (148 amino acids)
Biological process (GO): intracellular iron ion homeostasis; iron-sulfur cluster assembly
Cellular component (GO): cytoplasm; mitochondrial matrix
Molecular function (GO): ferrous iron binding; 2 iron, 2 sulfur cluster binding
Source: RefSeq, a predicted model, not a curated record